GUUCCCUGCUGCCUUUUCUUCUCUUUUCCUCUUGUACCACCAUCCCCAUGCCGUCCUUCAAAAGCCUCAAGGCCGCGCCCGUUCCAAAGGCAGCCCGCGUCGCCACCCAAGACGCUUCAACAUCACCGACACGUCCAGCUUCGUCGUCUCGCAGUAGCUCUUUCUCGUGGGGCUUCGGCUCGUCGGGCAAGGGCAAGUCGAAGGACAAAGCACUGACGCGCUCAAAGAGCGAGGAAGACAUGUGCCACUUUUCCCUCGUCGCUCCAGGUCCAUACAAUCCCAAUCCCGCUGCGCUCCCUCCGCGAGGUAUCCUCCGCAACCCACGCAGAUCCUCCCUUCCAGAUAUCCCCGUCCCUGCCUCCCGUCCACGCAUCCGUUUCCUCUCCCUUUCUCUCCAUGGUAAUGACGAAGACGAGGAAGCUGCGAGGGUCGCCGCCAACGAGCUGCCCGAGUUCCCGAUGUUCCCAAAAAUACACUACCGUUGGUUGCUUCGCCGGAUAGAUCGUCUGCUCCAGAUCCCCUUCGACGAUCUCCGCCUCGACGAAUAUCUCAACAUGAAGAAGGUACAGGACAUCUACAUGCGCGACAUCAACGACUGUGGCUUCCGCGAGUACGUGCGGGACCACGUCGCGCCCGUUGGCGGCCUCGGUGAUGAAGACACGCACGUCCUUGGCGUCUCGCUUCGUCAUGUCUCCCUCUACGCGUCCAAUAUCGCCCUCCUUGGCGGCUACAGACACGAACUCCCGAUCGUCGUCCGCGCCUGCGUCCAGGAGCUCUCCCUCUCUCACCGCAUCCGGCAAGCCUCCCUCCUUCUCCGUGAACCCUCCCCCGAAACGCUCUCCGCCACUCAACCCCUCAUCUCCAUCUUCAACAACGGCCCCACCUUCGGUCUCAACACCCCCCUCUCCUCCACCCCAACUCCCCUCCUCACCACCCUCCUCCGUAAAUUCAUCGUCUCGCUCCCACAACCCCUCAUGCCCUCUUCUCUCCGCGACGCCUUCUGGUCCUUAUGCGUCGAGCCGUCAUUGUGGUUGGAAGCGGAGGUAGACCCAAGAGAGGGAAAGAGGCUGCAGAUCGCGGUCGCGCAGGGUUUGUUGAGGUUGAUGCCGACGUUCGAGUUUAGCUUGAUGAGUUAUCUGUGUGCGUUCUUCGCGAGGCUGUGUGCGCAGCCGGAGUCGGGGGUGUCGAUCCAUGAGGUCGGGAGGGUCUUUGGGGAUGCGUUCUUCGCCAAGGCGGGGAGUGGGAGUGGGAUUGUUGGUGGGAAGAGCGGGAGGGAGAAGGCGGGGAGGAUUAUGGUGUGGAUAUUGCAGAGGUGGGAGAUGAUUGCCGAUGGGCUGUUUGGGGACGAGAAGGAGCUUUGCAGUGGGGAUGAGGAUAUUUGGGGACGCAACCCGCCGAGGGUGAAUAGCUGGGAUGUGGAUGACGAGGAUGAGGAGGAGGAUGAGGUGGAUGAGGUGGCGAUGGUGAGGAGGAAGGCGUAUAGGAGAUUGGAUUUGAAGGCGGCGAUCGCGAAGGGCUGAGUGCGGAGCGAGGGAGGAAGUGGAGGGUGUGUCGUCCAUGGUGAUAUUGAUGAUCGAUGAUGAUCGGUGGUGACGAGUUAGGGUUUUGAUUCAAGUGUAUAUGUUUAUCUUCCGAACCGUCAGUUGGACUCCACUAAACGUGGAUGGAAAAGUCAUCUUUCCGCCCUAUAAUCGACGAACAAAGCUCGCUGUCUAUUACAAUGACACGACGCUCUUCUCUUGGGAGCCGGUGCUGGGCAUCAUCCGCUCCUCCCUCCCUUCCUCUCUACACCCUCGCAGCUCAACUCUGCCUUCCUCCCUUCCUCCCUCUCUCUCCUCCUCCUCGCUCAAAACAAAACGCCCCUUUUAAUACUCGCCACGGGCUGGAAAUUAUGGACAUAUAUAUAGAUUAUAUGCGAUUCUCCCUGGAUUUCUUUUCUUCCCUUUCCUUCUGCCCUCGUCAUGCUUCUCUUGGUCGUGGUCUUAUGGUCAUGCGUUCCUUUGGGUCGGUUGUUCGUAGAAGUUACGGUUACAGUCCAUGCUGCACAUUCCAUUCCUUUGUUACAUUCCUUUUCUUUUCUCUCCUCAUCUCUCUCUCGACGACUCGAAUCGUGAAUCGUUCUGGACCUCGGAUAGACUUUUUCCCCUUUUCUUGUUUGAGUGCUGUAUUAUCGUUUAGAUUCUGGUUUUUUUUUCUUUUGGGGGUUAUACGUAUACUUAGAUAGAUAGAUAGAUAGAUCUCACGUUUCCUCGUCUCUCGUCUCUCGAACCUCAUCUCCUCGCACAGUACUGUCGCAUUAGUCCGUUCUCGUCCUCCAUCACGAUAUUUCAGAUACUCUAGAUUCCGCAUACAUCUCUCCGCCUCUCUGUUCUCCACACUCGCCUCUUCGCUCUCUCGCUCUCCCAGUCCGGAUUCCUCUCCGCCCACUCACCCUUACCUCUGUAUAUAUAUUCUCUCGAUCUCGAUCUCUCCUGACGCGCUUUGUAGCCGACUCAUACUCACACUCGUUCCAGGUUUCCUUACCUCUUUUCCUUGCCUCGCUUCGGGCUCGUUUAUGUUGUUUUUAUCUCUCUCCCUUUUGUUCUCCGACUUUUGCUACCUACCUUUGCGAGUCCUAUGUUUAUCCUUUUCGCCUUUUUAUCCUCUCUCUCUCUCGCUACUGGGUAUUGCGAUUGUUAUUUGAUGUUAUUAGUGCCCCUUUUGUUCUUUGUUCUUCGAGGUCGUACAUACAUAGAUGGUACUAGUCUGUCUGUCUGUCUGUUCAUUUGUUUGCUCGUCGUUGUCGUCGUUGCCAAUACUUUUUAUACGAUACAAUAUUCGGGAUUUUAUCCUGUCCUGUCCUGUCCUGCCUGCCCUCCCACCCUCGUCUCGGUUGAGUCCGAUUCGCACAUUCACCCUCACCCUCACCUGUUUGUUGUUACCCCUGCUGUUGUGCAUAUAUCGUACAUAUCAUGGUACAUAUAUGCAUAUGCGCUACCUUUCCCCUUUACCCCUCCCCCUCCCACCUGCACCCUC
Messenger RNA from Stereum hirsutum FP-91666 SS1, 3015 nucleotides. RefSeq lists its product as uncharacterized. Lineage: Eukaryota; Fungi; Basidiomycota; Agaricomycetes; Russulales; Stereaceae. Bases 48 to 1520 code for a protein of 490 amino acids. The transcript is spliced from 5 exons. Gene Ontology annotation, biological process: signal transduction. The record is from RefSeq and is a predicted model, not a curated record.